This is a messenger RNA of Bolinopsis microptera, 2253 nucleotides long. Its product is annotated as UDP-glucose 4-epimerase-like. The transcript is spliced from 10 exons. NCBI's taxonomy places the organism in Eukaryota, Metazoa, Ctenophora, Tentaculata, Lobata, Bolinopsidae. The coding region runs from base 27 to 1034 and encodes 335 amino acids. The record is from RefSeq and is a predicted model, not a curated record. Gene Ontology annotation, cellular component: membrane; cytosol. Gene Ontology annotation, biological process: beta-D-galactose catabolic process via UDP-galactose, Leloir pathway; ceramide biosynthetic process. Gene Ontology annotation, molecular function: DNA binding; sphingosine N-acyltransferase activity; UDP-glucose 4-epimerase activity.
CUACUAUAUAACAAAUAAUUUGAGUCAUGUCCGCAGAAAAGAGCGCCGAGAUUCCCAAAACGGAAGCUGAAAUAGGAUUAAUAAAGAUAGAGAAAGUCGACUCUACAGAGGCUGUGGACAUGGAAACGGACAGUGUUGCUCCGGAAGAAGAGAAAGUCAGAUUAGAGAAAGAGGUACAAGCUUUAGAGGAGGAGCAGAAAAGAAUCGAGCAGAACAAAGAACGAGACGAGGUAGAAAAGAAAGCGGAAGAGAUCACGAAACUGAUAAACCCAGAUAAUGACAGUUCAGAUGAUGAACACGUGACUAAUGUUCCUUCUGAGAGUCAUGUUGAGCCGGAGCCUCCUAAAGUUCCUUUCUGGGAUUUUGCCCUGUCCCACCUGCUAGUUGGGCUGGGCACCCUCAAGAUAGAGGAAUUUAGUGUUUACUGUGGGAGUUGUCAGAAGAAGAUGGAGCUGGACACGCUAAAGAUCCACCUCGAGGGAGACGGACAUAAACUCAACACUUUGUGGAACUAUGAUAAAUCUCUAGCUGAAGUAACAGGAGAACUGAGAUCAUAUCCCCACAAGUUUGAGAUGGAAAUGUUCAAGCAUAUCACCAUGCUGAAUAGAAUGGAGAAGCGUUACGACGUCGCCCCAGAGGUAGCAACAGUUGUGCGGGACUUGUACAAGGGGGACGAUAAUAAGGAAAAAGAGACGAGUGAGGAGGAAGAGAUAGUUAAAAUAUCCACUAUUAGUCCUGAGGAACUGGCUGAGAUUAAAGCUGAGUUUAUUGGAUCCUUCCCGAAUGCAGAUGAUGCUAUACUCGUACAACAAGCCUUGAUGGGGGAGCUGGAAGGAUUUAGCAGCGAAAGUAGCGCUCAGUCCGCUCUUAGGAUAGCGGGUAUGCUGGGUAAGAUGAUCAGCGCUUAUCAACGUAGACAUUUUAAGGAUGGCUAUAAGGUAAAUGAGGAGUGUAUAAGAGACAUUAAAGGACAGUGCGGUAAACUUCUUAAGGGAAUAGACGAGGCUAAGUUACAAUCACAGAUUCCUCACUGAGGGUGAACACUUUAUCCUACAUGUAUCCUACGUGUAUCCUACAUGUAUCCUACAUGUAUCCUACGUGUAUCCUACGUGUAUCCUACGUGUAUCCUACGUGUAUCCUACGUGUAUCCUACGUGUAUCCUACGUGUAUCCUACGUGUAUCCUACAUAGUAUCCUACAUGUAUCCUAAGUGUAUCCUACAUGUAUCCUACGUGUAUCCUACGUGUAUCCUACGUGUAUCCUACGUGUAUCCUACGUGUAUCCUACAUGUAUCCUACAUAGUAUCCUACAUGUAUCCUAAGUGUAUCCUACGUGUAUCCUACGUGUAUCCUACGUGUAUCCUACGUGUAUCCUACAUAGUAUCCUACAUGUAUCCUAAGUGUAUCCAACAUGUAUCCUACGUGUAUCCUACGUGUAUCCUACGUGUAUCCUACGUGUAUCCUACAUAGUAUCCUACAUGUAUGUAUCCUACAUGUAUCCUAAGUGUAUCCUACGUGUAUCCUACGUGUAUCCUACAUGUAUCCUACAUGUAUCCUACAUAGUAUCCUACAUGUAUCCUACAUGUAUCCUUAAUCCUACAUGUAUCCUACGUGCAUCCUUCAAUUCAGUGCUACUCACCGGCCAACCAUGGUAUCCAGACAUUAUUCUGUUUCUUAUUAUUAUUUCUCUAAUUUGUAAAUUCAGCCAAAUCUGAGUGCUUUCCGUUGCCUGCUUGCUUUUUUAUUUUACAGCUACCUAGAUGACAGCUGAGCUCCAAAACCCCAAGGAAGUUAUGAGUUUUAAUGUUAAGGCCGGUCAUUGGCACCCAGGUGAUUAGUUGAAGUCCUUGAUAAGACCAAUAACACGGUGCAUCUACUUUACUCAGUUAGUUACAGUGUGACAAUAAGAAGAGACAUAACAAUGAGAUCAAUUUCACAUCUCUAAUUUAAUUAUUUGUUUAAUUAUUUAAAUUCUCUUUAGUUGUAACAACAAUGACCUUUGUUUAUUUCUGUUCAGAACAAUAGAAGUGCAGUUCACUGUUAACAUUGUUAAACUGGCGGCAGUAUCCAGAUAGCCAAACUGGCUUAUGAUGUUACAUCAUAGUGUUGUCUGUUGAAAUUUGAGUUUUGUACCACCAGAUGGUACUGUGACGGGUACUAUGACGUAUUUAUGACGUAUUCAUGACGUACUUUCAAGUUUUAAAUUAUUUAUCUGUUGUUGCAAUGUUAUUCAGUAUUGAACAAUCUGUUGUCAG